AUGCCGUCCUUCAUCAUGUCGCUAUAUCGCCUGCCCAUCGAGAUAUUCGAGCCGGUAAUAGCUCAUCUCAAAGAAGAACAUCCGCCAAGUCUCCUGAGCUUGGCUCUCGCGAAUAAAUCAUGUUUCACCAGAUGCGCACCAGCCAUCAAAUCAUUGAUGUUCCAUGAUGUUCGCAUGAAUAUGAGAAGGCAUGGUCGAAAGAAACCAGACUUGGCUACGGAUGUGGAGAAGCUUGUUCAGAAGAUAGAAAAAGCCGGCAGCUCCGAAUAUGUUCGGCGACUGGUGAUCGAUGAACAUUCUUGUCCUUCGUGCGCAGAGAACGAUGAAUGGCAACCGCCCCGACUGGAAGAUCUGAAGUCGAAACCUGGUCGACCAUACGGACCAUUGUAUGGCAAUUUGAAUCAUCCUCACGGAUACAGUGAUCUACCAGCUUGGAGUAAUAGUGAGGUCCGAGGGCGCGAGCAGGACUGGCUGGGCGUUCACUACGACAACGACACUUGGCUUCCGUUGGUCUCUUUGAUCGAAAAGUUACCCAAGUUGGAAGAUCUGGUCUAUCUAUGCAAAGAACAGUUUCCUCCUUGUUUACUUGACGCAUUGCAUGAGAAAAAUCCCCAAUGCAGGCUUCGACUCCACUCGCUUCUUCUGCGCAGCCUCAAUGCGAUCCAGACAGACCCGUACGAGUUCAAGCUGGUCACAUCGCCUUCGCUUUAUAGCGUCGUUCUCAAGACCGAGGAAUUAGGGGGUAUCAGCUAUCGAGGUGACCCUUGCUAUCAACGAACCGCAUUACUACGUUCAUUACGGCUGGCUCCAAACCUGAAAGAGGUCUUUGUCGGCCGCGAUACACCUACUGCUCGAUCAAACUCCAACUUGCCAUCUCCUAUAUUCACCAAAUUCACUCAAGAAGAAGAAGGUGCAGGCCAAUCUCUAGGGUCACUCGAGCACCUUAAAAUCUACGACUGCGCGCUUAUCCCAAAAUCGACACUGAACGAAUGGGGCGAGUUCACGAAUUUCUCAGCGUUGCGCAGUCUGGAGCUAACAGGACCGGUAACUUGCGAAGCUCUCGCAUGCUGGACAUCCGCCUGCACCUUUCCAAAUCUUCAGAAGCUGUCGAUGUGGCUCAAAGCUCCGCUCUACUCUAUAGAGUUAUAUGAACAUGCGCGGUCUUUUCUUCGGUCACUCCCGCCUUUGACCGAGCUUUGUCUGGAAGGCUGGCACUCAUUUCUUCCAAUAGAGUCCAUCGUGUCGCAUCAUGGUCCUUCCCUGCGCAAGCUAGCACUCUUAUACAAUAAGCGUCACGAGAAACGCUGUCUCACCGAAUCCGAUAUCAAAGAAAUCGCGACCUACUGCCCUAUCCUAGAAGACCUUUCCUGCAAGAUCCAACGCACUCAGGGCGACCCUACGGAAGUCAGACUAUACAGAGCCCUAGGUACAAUCCGGGCCCUCCGUAAUCUCUCGUUAGAUCUCAGCGUCGCCGACCCAGCUCUCUACGGCGGCGAAACUGCCGAUCAGCUCACAAUGUGCCCACCAGAACGCAACAGCAUGCUGCUCCACGAACUAUUCAACAACUGGGAAAUGCAGCUUCCAACUCUACCACGCCCACAACCCGUCUCCUCACGACAUCCCUGCUUUGACAAAUUCGGGAACGAGCUCGCCGAGCCCGACCUGCGGCACUUCUUUCGCAGCCGCAACGGCCAUGUCCGCCGCUUCAUGAUCAAUAGCGCCGUCGAUAAAGAUCUCGCUUGCUCGAUCUUUCGCACCGUCGCCGCUGCCAAGCCUCCCGAUACCCUGCCUCUAGAAGGCAUGAACCUCCGCAUUGACGAGCUAGAAGCAACCCGGAUUUUCACCGCCGCGUGGCGCGUGGAGCGCGACGUGCGCCACGAUCGUCUCAAUGAGCUCGUUGCCUGGGAACCGGGGCUGACAUCUGGCAUGCUGGAGCAGCGAGCUCGACCGCUGCCCACCUGGCAGGGCGUGAUCUUCCGGACGAUCUGGCCACGGCCGAAGAACGGGGAGGUGUGGGUGGAUAUUCCGUUUACGCCGGCGAGGCCGAAGAAAGAAGGGCUAGUGGCGAAGUUGGUAAAGCAGAAGAAACCAGCCAUUAUGAUGCCCACUGUUGGAUAUGACUGGUGGGAUCAGUGGUUUGGGUUUCCUCUUGCUGUAUAG
Messenger RNA from Penicillium macrosclerotiorum, 2160 nucleotides. RefSeq lists its product as uncharacterized. NCBI's taxonomy places the organism in Eukaryota, Fungi, Ascomycota, Eurotiomycetes, Eurotiales, Aspergillaceae. The transcript has a single exon. The record is from RefSeq and is a predicted model, not a curated record. The coding region runs from base 1 to 2160 and encodes 719 amino acids.